This is a messenger RNA of Cucumis melo (muskmelon), 2984 nucleotides long. RefSeq lists its product as uncharacterized. Bases 1187 to 2221 code for a protein of 344 amino acids. Gene Ontology annotation, biological process: lipid catabolic process. The transcript has 5 exons. The record is from RefSeq and is a predicted model, not a curated record. NCBI's taxonomy places the organism in Eukaryota, Viridiplantae, Streptophyta, Magnoliopsida, Cucurbitales, Cucurbitaceae.
UGUUCUUGCCGUUUCGAAAGGGAACCUAACAUUAUAAGAUCGAUGCGACGAUGAAAUGGGCCUUCAAAGAAUUUGCCAUCCAUUUGAAUUGCAUCCGCUGUGUUCAUUUUUAGCGAUGAUUCAGGCCUAAAAUUGGUCCCGCAAAUACAAUAAUCACCAUCAUCAUUGUGAUCAAUUCUGUCAAUAAUCCUCUCACCUAUUUCUCAAAUAAAUUAAUUAAAUUAUGCGAACAUCGUGGAAUCUUCGCUUUCCUUAUGGUAGAUGCUUAAUUUCGUGGGUGAAAUGGGUUUGACUGCCCUUAGCUGUGGCAGGUAUACUUGCUUUUUCCACUGUCUUUCUUUGCUAUCUGUUGUUGUUUUUUCUCACUAGACAACGGUUUCCACCUAUUGUAGUUCUGUCUCUUACUAUUGAAUAUUCGCUUCAUUGUCUACUAUCGUACUUAAUUUAAAUGAAACUCUGUUCACAACUGUGUUUUGAGGAUGCAACUUUUCUAGCUUGGGAAAAUUUAUGUUCCUUGGAUUGAUUGACAUAUCACACCAUUUCUUUUUGUCUCUGCUUACUCUUCUUUGAGUUCUUGAAUUUUUUGAUGGAUGAAUGAGCAGUUUAGUGAUGAUUUAGGGUUUCCCAGUUGGUGUUCUGUGAUGGGUUGUUGUGGGUUCUCUCUUUCUUGUAGGCUUUAGGCCGGUGAUUUUUAUAUGCUUUUGUUUGCUCAAAAUUUUGUUGCUUGUGUCAGCUUUUCACUUGCGAGUUCGAAAGGAACUCUUUCAGUCCUCUCUUCAAGUAGGUUUCUUUGGUAUAUUUGAGUUUGUUUUGGGCAAUUUUAGUGUUCUGGGAAGAUUUGGAAAUAUUUGAUUCAUUUUUUCCCUGCUAAUUUUUUUUUUCUUUUCUUUUUUUUUUCAUUCCCCAUGUUGUAAUUUCUUUAUUACUUGAUGUUUUAAUAGGUAUACUAUUCCUUCAGAAUCUCAGGAAGUCUUAGAGCCAGUUGAAUUUCGUUAUUUCCAGUCUUAACUCUUAUAAACACCCUUCUUUUAUGUUAAAAGUUAUACCGUUUUUGGGCUUUCAAAUGGGGGUUUUCUUCCUUUCACUAGAACUGGAUAUUAUUCUUCUUUGUAAGUUGAGUUUUUAAACUUUAUUAUUUGGACGUAUUUGAUUCUGAUAACUUCCUGUGUUCCUAGCUUCGUUUUCUAUGUCACUGGCCUGUUGUAUUCCGGUCGCUGAAGGUGUCUACUGUAUAGCAUGUGCUCGUUGGUUGUGGUUGAAGUUUCUUUAUAAUGCUGGCCAUGAAAGUGAAAACUGGAGCCUGGCCACGACUGAGGAAUUCGAACCUAUUCCUCGAUAUUGUCGACUAAUCCUAUCUGUAUAUGAAGAUGAUCUCCGGAACCCACUUUGGGCUCCUCCAGGUGGUUAUGGCAUUAAUCCCGAUUGGGUAUUACUACGAAAGGAUUAUGAAGAAACUCUUGGUCGUGUUUCCCCAUAUAUGAUUUACCUUGAUCAUGAUCACGGUGAUGUAGUCUUGGGAGUUAGAGGACUUAACUUGGCAAAAGAAAGUGAUUAUGCAGUUCUGCUGGAUAACAAACUUGGACAGACAAAGUUCUGUGGUGGGUAUGUACACAAUGGUCUUUUGAAGGCAGCUGUAUGGAUUUUUGAAUCAGAGUGUGAAGUGUUAAGAGAACUGGUUGAAAAGAAUCCAGGUUACACCUUGACAUUUGUUGGGCAUUCCCUAGGGGCUGGAGUAGUGUCAUUAUUGACGAUAGUUGCACUGCAGAAACAAGAUAGAUUGGGGAACAUUGAGAGGAAGAGGAUCAGAUGCUUUGCUAUUGCUCCUCCUCGGUGUAUGUCACUAAAUUUGGCAGUGAGAUAUGCAGAUGUGAUCAAUUCUGUAGUACUUCAGGAUGACUUCUUGCCUCGGACCACUACCGCUUUGGAGGAUGUAUUCAAAUCUCUUGUCUGCCUACCAUGUUUAUUAUGCGUGAUGUGCGUCAAGGAUACAUGCACAAUGGAGGAGAAGAUGCUUAAGGAUCCAAGGCGGCUGUAUGCUCCUGGUCGUCUUUAUCACAUUGUUGAGCGAAAACCGUUUAGGAUUGGAAGAUUUCCUCCAGUUGUAAAGACAGCAGUGCCUGUAGAUAAGAGGUUUGAGCAUUUAGUCCUUUCUUGCAAUGCUACUUCAGACCAUGCUAUUAUCUGGAUAGAGAGAGAGUCCCAGAAGGCUCUUGAUGGUUGAUUCAACAUUGAGUGAAUGAGCUAGAUGUUGCACAACCUGUUUACGCUGAUGAUUGAUACAAGUUUUGGUGGAGAAUUGUAUAAAUUGAAAUGGGUUGAAAUAGAUUAUGUUUUUUCCUCUCCCCAGAUCAUGAUGGAGAAUGAUAAAGCCUUAGAAAUCCCAGUGCAGCAGAGGAUGCAAAGGCAGGCUUCGGUAGAACGAGGACAUGGUGAAGAGUACAAGGCAGCUCUCGAGCGAGCUGUCGCAUUGGAAAUCCCUGAUGAAAACUUGCCACUCUCCUAUGGAACAUUCAGUGAAUUGGAAGAAGGUGAGAAUUCUAGCCAAUCAAUCAAAGACACAUCGGUGGCAUCAUCGACAAAACAAAGGGAUAGUUGGGAUAAAUUCAUAAAACGGUUUUUCGAUGAGGAUCAGUCGGGUCGAAUGGUGUUCAAAAAGUCAUAAGCCUUACUGAAUUUGUGAAUUCUUAUUUGGGAAGUAGGAACUGCAAGUACCAUUCUUUUGACUGUAUAAAGAAACAUAGAUUUUGUAGAUAACUUCAUUUGUUCCCCAGAAUAGGACAGAUAGAAUAUCCCUUUUUUUUUUCUUUUUCAUUUUUGAUUUUUGGGUUCCUUGUUGCCUUUGCUUCAUUUGUGAUAAGCAAAAGCCAUAGUUUAGAAAUGACCUUGUGGUAAAUUGGGAUUCUAUUUCAUUAUCAUCAUUUAUUAUUUUAUAUUAGUGAAUAAGAUAUCACAUUCUUAAGUAUAAACGUUAAGAAUGUUCUUCA